Molecule: messenger RNA, 2132 nt
Organism: Brassica napus (rape)
Lineage: Eukaryota; Viridiplantae; Streptophyta; Magnoliopsida; Brassicales; Brassicaceae
Product: receptor-like cytosolic serine/threonine-protein kinase RBK2
Exons: 9
Coding region: 562-2100 (512 amino acids)
Biological process (GO): protein phosphorylation
Molecular function (GO): protein kinase activity; ATP binding
Source: RefSeq, a predicted model, not a curated record
AAAGGAAAUUUCUCAUCAUAAUAUAUCACAAAUUUAAAAUAAUAUUUUAUACAAUAUAUAUUUUAAAUAGUUGACAAUUUCACACAAAAAUAUUCUAAAAAUAAAGUUUAAAUAUUUUUGGUUAGUAUUAAAAAAAGUAUCCACUUUAAAGAGUAACAAUUAUUGAUUUUUAGGUGAAAUACUAUUUCGAGAACCUCAUCAAUGAAACAUUCUUAUAUGGAUUCUUUUGAAAAUAUUUUAUUUCACUUGAAAAAAUGACUUUUUGUGUGCAUGGAAAAAAUAUAAAUCUGUUACUCUAAAUUUAGUAUUUAGAAAUGUUGAUAAAAACAUUGAGGAUAAUCUCUGGGAAUUUUCUAUUUCGAAGAAAAAGAUAGGACUUUAGUUUCAUCUAAAAUUAAGGAAGGAGAAGGCCCUAAGAGAAGAGGCGGAUUUUCAGUUAUAACAACGGAGAAGAUAAGGUGCUAACAUUAAACAAAAAUGAUCAUGUCUUUCUCUCUUCUCUUUCCUUAGUCAUUUCUUCUAUUUCCCUUCCUUGUCUCAUCUUCUGUCUCCAAUUAAUCUAUGGAGCGCGUUAGAGAAUCUUCAGAAACUCUUGCUUCCACGACGACCUCAUCUUCGUCUCCCUCCUGCGAUGUAGACGUUGAUAAUCGUGGAAAACAACUAAGUCCUUUCUCAACAAGAAGAUCUCGAGCUGGCUUCUCUGAUUCUUUCUCUUCUCAUGAUUUACAAUCAUUCUGUUCAAAUCAAGAAAACAUAAAACUCUACCCCAACCAAACAGAAUCAGACGAUGACUUAUCAAGGAGCAUAGAAUCUGGAACAUCAUGUCCCGUGGUGAGCACGUCAGACUCAUCAUCAUCAGAACCUCAUCAUCACCAUUCCCACCACCAUAUAGGCCUCACUAGCGGUCAAUGGAGAGGUCGUUUCGUCCGUUUGCUCAAGAAAGGAUCAUCCGCAAUGCCAUUCAACACACCUCUUAAAGGAGUCCCUAAACUAACCAGACGUAAGAGCAAACGCAUAAGAGACAACAUGGUCCCUGUUCUACCUGCUACUUCUCUCGACACUGGUGACUUGUUCUGCUUCAAACCCUCCUGGAGAAACUACUCCCUCCAAGAUAUUCAAACCGCUACCAAUGGCUACAGCCGUGAGAAUCUGAUUGGAGAAGGAGGAUAUGCAGAAGUAUAUAAGGGGCAGAUGGCAGAUGGGCAAAUAGUGGCAAUAAAGAAACUAACUAGAGGCUCUGCGGAAGAGAUGACAAUGGAUUAUCUGUCGGAAUUAGGGAUCAUAGUUCAUGUAGAUCAUCCAAACAUUGCUAAACUUAUUGGAUAUUGUGUUGAAGGAGGAAUGCAUCUUGUUCUUCAGCUAUCUCCCAAUGGAAGCCUCGCUUCUUUGCUCUAUGAGGCGAAAGAGAAGUUGAGUUGGAGCAUAAGAUACAAAGUGGCAGUGGGAACAGCAGAAGGACUGUACUAUCUCCACGAAGGUUGUCAGAGAAGGAUCAUUCAUAAAGACAUCAAAGCUUCUAACAUCCUUCUCACUGAGAACUUUGAGGCUCAGAUAUCUGAUUUCGGGCUGGCUAAAUGGUUACCAGACCAAUGGACUCACCAUACCGUGUCGAAAAUAGAAGGAACAUUCGGUUACCUUCCACCGGAGUUCUUUAUGCAUGGGAUUGUAGACGAGAAAACAGAUGUAUAUGCUUAUGGUGUCCUGCUUCUUGAGCUCAUUACUGGUAAACAAGCCCUAGACAGCGCACAACAUAGUCUUGUUAUGUGGGCCAAGCCAUUGAUCAAAGAGAACAAGAUCAAACAACUAGUUGAUCCGGUUAUGGGAGAUGACUACGACUUAGAAGAGUUGGAACGUCUAGUCUUCAUAGCAUCCUUGUGCAUACACCAAACCUCCAUGAACCGGCCUCACAUGAAUCAGGUUGUUGAGAUUUUUAGAGGUGACAAGGGCAGUUUAGACCAGCUAAAACUACGACAAAACUCCAAACUGCAGAGGACUUACUCUGAAGAACUAUUGGAUAACGAAGAAUACAACUCGACAAGAUAUUUGAACGAUAUUAAUAGACACAUGGAGACUGUUCUCGGAACAUCUAAAGACUCAUGAAACAUCUUAUAUAGGUUCAGUAUUGCUUCGAA